Molecule: messenger RNA, 1236 nt
Organism: Gigantopelta aegis
Lineage: Eukaryota; Metazoa; Mollusca; Gastropoda; Neomphalida; Peltospiridae
Product: cysteine-rich venom protein-like
Exons: 10
Coding region: 1-1236 (411 amino acids)
Source: RefSeq, a predicted model, not a curated record
AUGCGACUGGCUUUCUGCACCGGGCUCGCAUACGCUCGCAUGAGAUUUGCACAGGUUGCACGACAGUUGCACGGAAGUCUGAUGGAUGUCGCACGGGAGUCGCAGGGGGUCCGCUGGGAGUCGCACAUCUCGGCUCCCUUAAGACUCACGUACGGCUCCCGUGCGACCUAUCAUACUGCCGUGCGACCUAUCAUACUGCCGUGCGACUGCUGUGCAACCUCUAUGCGACCAAUGCGAACUUGCGCAUAUGAGCAUUUCUCGUCUGCCCACUCUAUGUGCCAAACUGUGACGGGAACUGAAAUACCACUGAGUCAAGCGGACGAGGACAACAUAGUGAGCAACCACAACCGAAUUCGUAACGAGGUGCAGCCCCCUGCGUCAAACAUGCAGCUCAUGGUUUGGGACGACGAACUUGCGCUAAUUGCAUUAACGUACGCCAAGCAGUGUAGAUUUAGCCACGAUUUGACUGUUAACAGGCAGGCUUUAGGUUUACCUGGCAGUACGGUGGGGCAGAACAUAUACUUUAGGAGCAAUACCUUCGACCCUGUUGCUGGCGUGGUGUCCUGGGAAGACGAAAAAGCGGACUUCACCUAUAACACCGCCAACACGUUCAGCCUGACUGGUCACUACUCUGAGAUGAUCCUACACCGAAAUGCAAAAGUUGGGUGUGGGGUGGCUGAUUGUAGUGUUCCGGGGAUUGAAAACAGACCUGGACUUAACUAUAUUAUGAUCUGCAACUAUGGAGCUAUACAAACGAACGACGAGCCAGACAAGCCGUAUUGUUCGUCCUCCAUCAGCACCUGUGAUACAUGUGGAUCCACGGACCCGACGUACACAAACCUUUGCGCGUGCGGAGGAAAAUCCUGCUUCAAUGGCGGAACACUGGAUAUUGCCACGUGCCAGUGCACGUGUGCUAACAACUUUGGUCACACAAUUUUAACCGGAUCACUGUGUGAGACACUGACUUGCGGAGCGACCUCCGAAGGCACUACAUGUAGUGUAACGGAUUGUGAGACAUUUGGUUUUACUUUUGGAGCCAAAUUCUGCCCAGCAACGUGUAAAGUCUGUCCAAACACAUGCACCCUGAAUUGUCAAAAUGGCGGCUACCUGAACUAUGUAUCUGACCAAACCGAAACUCGAUGUGCCUGUUACUGCCCAACCGGCUUCACUGGCACUGAAUGCGCUACAAGGGUAUGGUAUGAGCCGUCACACGCGAAAAACUACAACUUAGCAUAA